Molecule: messenger RNA, 4021 nt
Organism: Osmerus eperlanus (European smelt)
Lineage: Eukaryota; Metazoa; Chordata; Actinopteri; Osmeriformes; Osmeridae
Gene: camk1a
Product: calcium/calmodulin-dependent protein kinase Ia
Exons: 12
Coding region: 180-1373 (397 amino acids)
Biological process (GO): peptidyl-serine phosphorylation
Cellular component (GO): intracellular anatomical structure
Molecular function (GO): ATP binding; calcium/calmodulin-dependent protein kinase activity; calmodulin binding
Source: RefSeq, a predicted model, not a curated record
AUGUUCACACUCUGGAAUGCUGCGUUGCGCGCGUACAGUAUAGCUACGGCCAAUGCUUCUUGACGUCAGGAGACAAGUCAGAUCUGAACUGGUGCAGCGCAGAACCACACCGCACACGGAGAGCAAGAAGGAGCAGCUACGGCAUUAAGUUAGCCUGUCUCUGAUCAGAUUGACCUUACAUGAUGCCCCUUGGAGAGGAUGGAAAUGGAUGGAAAAAGAAGACAUCAGACAUCAAAGAGAACUAUGACUUCAAAGAAGUGCUGGGAACGGGGGCAUUCUCUGAGGUGGUCCUAGCAGAGGAAAAGAGGACCCAGAGGCUGGUGGCCAUCAAGUGUAUCCCCAAGAAAGCCCUGGAGGGCAAGGAGAACAACAUUGAGAAUGAGAUUGCUGUCCUGCACAGAAUCAAACAUACCAACAUCGUCUCACUGGAGGACAUAUUUGAGAGCACCUCCCAUCUGUAUCUGGUCAUGCAGCUUGUAUCUGGUGGGGAGCUGUUUGACCGGAUCGUAGAGAAGGGCUUCUACACAGAGAGGGACGCCAGCAAACUUAUCCACCAGAUACUGGAUGCAGUUAAAUACCUCCAUGACAUGGGUAUUGUCCACAGAGACUUGAAGCCUGAAAACCUGCUGUACUACAGCAUGGACGAGGACUCCAAGAUCAUGAUCAGUGACUUUGGUCUGUCUAAGAUCGAGGGUUCUGGCAGUGUCAUGUCCACAGCCUGUGGGACCCCUGGCUAUGUGGCUCCUGAGGUGUUGGCUCAGAAACCUUACAGCAAAGCAGUAGACUGUUGGUCCAUAGGGGUUAUCUCCUACAUAUUAUUAUGUGGAUACCCUCCGUUUUACGACGAGAAUGAUGCCAAGCUUUUUGAGCAGAUUUUGAAAGCAGAGUAUGAGUUUGACUCUCCAUACUGGGAUGACAUCUCUGAUUCAGCCAAAGACUUUAUCUGUCAUCUGAUGGAGAAGGACCACUCAAAGAGAUACACCUGUGAACAGGCCCUCCUGCACCCCUGGAUCUGUGGAGACACCGCUUUGGAUAAGAAUAUCCACGAGUCUGUCAGUGCACAAAUCAAGAAGAACUUUGCUAAAAGUAAAUGGAAGCAAGCGUUUAAUGCCACAGCGGUGGUGAGACACAUGCGGAGGCUGCAGCUGGGGACCAGCCUGGAGGGCCCCAGUCAGAUCACUCCCACCAGCCCCUGCCACAGCCAUCUGCUCCCAGAGGAGGAAGAGGAGGAGGAGGAGGAGGAGGAGGGAAAUGAGGAGGAGGAGAGCUUAUCUCACUGUGAGGAUGGUCGUCGUGGGAGUGCGGAGGGCAGUGCUGACCGGGACAGUCUGAGGAGCUGCACCUAUUGCUGCAGACCUGCCAGCCGCGUCUGAUCACAACCUUCCCUCCGUCACCAUGGUGAUACGUUUCCAUGGAGUCACCAGAGCCCAUCCGCCCAGUCUGACCAAGAAUGCAGAGUAGUAUCAGGCAGGGUCCACUAGGGGGAGAUCAUGAGCAGGUCACGGUUUGGGUGCAGGGAAACUUUGAGUGCCUUGUCCAGAGCCAUCUCUUAGGCUUGGCUCAGGGGUUGCAGAGUCAAGACCAAGUGUGGAAGUGGGGAGCUGAGGGAUUUACACACAAUUAAGUUCAGCCCUAAAAUACUCUCCAUCAAACUACAGAUAUUUAUCUUAGUCUUCUGCUCCCGACUACACUUAUUAUGCAGCGCCCAGUUCCUUAACCAAUGUGGUAUUUCUCUCCCUGAACAAGAGGUACAGUUACAGUAGAUUGUGACUAACUGAAAAACUAUUGGGUUGUGAUAGAGAUUGGAGGUGGCUUUGGACACAACCUCAAUAAGGUGACUCACUCACAUGGUUAAAGUGGAGCACACCCAGGGUUGGUAUUGUUCUCAUUAUAACACAUUGUGUCUACAUCUGCCUCCACCUGUGUUGUCACAUUCUCAAGUCCUCCCACUUUCCCACCAUAUUAAAACCCAACAAGAAGGACCGACACGGUUGUACAGUAAGAGAGAUAAAGGUAUACUUCCUUUUCAGAAGUGUUUUCUGUCCCCAAAAGAUGCAUGCUGUGUUUUCAUUGCCACUUCUUCAUUCUGAAGGAAACAUAUCUUCAGGUGUCAUCAGGGGAAACAGCGGGUAAACUGCUGUGGUCAUUUUGUCAGACUUUUCCCCACAAAUCCCCCAUUCUCACCUCAUGUGGCUGUAAGUCUUUAUCCAUGUUAAUCCAUUCUUCUCACACAUCAUCAGCAGCCUCAUCCCUCUGUUGUCUUGUGUAUGGUAGGAUACUUAAAAGUAUAGGAUUGAGAGGAUAGUCUGGACUCUAUAUUCUGGCUCAGACUGGGUCUUUGAACAACGGUUGUGGCCUGGGGAAACUGCAUGCAUCAGUUGGAAUGAAAUGUGAAAUGUAUGGAUAUCAAAGGGAUACAUCUCUAUCUUAUGGCUGUUCUGAUUUCAGAGGUUUAAACUGAGAUCCCUGUGGCAACACCAAACCAGACGAAACUCCCAUUCUCCCUGCUAGUUGGGACUCUCCCUGGGAAUUGGGGCAUGUUGACAAGGUGAUAUCUAGGGCUUCACGGGGAGGACAAUUCAAGCCUGUAACGUUUCUAUCUGCAGUGCUCUGACUGAAGCCUCUUUGUGUAAAGCACUGUAUGCCCAAGAUUGAGCACCUCUCCUGUCAAUCAUUAGUCUAACCCCACCCCUUCUGGCGUAGAGUGGAAGGGAUCUCAGUCUGGGCACUCUGUCUGCUCUGUUCUGUACACCUCUUGUGGAAGAAGUUUUGGUCUACUGUUUGCAUGACCUGGUUAAAUAUGUUUACAUGAAUGAAGAUCAACAUAUACGUAUAAACACACAUGAUUAUUAUAACUCUGUUGUAUUGAAAAUGCUGUUCUGUAAUUCUGAAAUAUUAUAAUGUGAAGUGAGAAACACCAGAAGUAAUGUUGUAAGUACAGCACAGUCUGAACUGUACUAUAACCUCUGCGUUGACUACAAGGGUCACAGCUCCACCCUAGUGACCCUCUGACACUAAUCUUCUGUUUGAUGUUUGUUUAGAGGAAACCUAAGAUGUUUUUUUGUAGGGGUGAGUUUCUUUGUAGUUGUUUCUUUGGUAGUCUGUCUCAACCCACUUGUCCCUAACCCACUCUGGUACUGUAUAAGCUGUUGUAACAGUUCAUAACACACAUAAGCACACGCAAGCACAGCACAUAGCGUUGGAUGACUGAAGCCCAAGCUGCACUGCUGCUAGUUAUAGUUUUUCCAGUCUGUUAGCAUCUAGGGGCUAAAUAACAACACUUCGCCUGGCUGUGCUGUGUUUCUGAUACCACACAAAUCCAAAGAAUGAGAAAAUUGGACUUGGUAAACAAUGUAGUGAUUUUUGGGAGGUAAAUUGAUGACCUAUUAAGGCACAGUGGCACAAAUUACAGUUGAUACAUCAAUAUGUCAAGCUCGUGCUAAAAGUUGUUGAUGCAAUACUGUUUCUUGAGUGCCAUUGGGAUGACCUAUAGAUUUUUCUUCUGCUGAAUUUGAAGUAACUGUGAGUUAUGAAUUAACCACUGUAGGCUAGUUACCUUGAUGUUGCCAUAUGGACUCAAAAUGUGUAUGGUCAAAAUCCAUUGUGGAUGCAAAGAUGGCAAUCAAAUUGACUUUGUGGAUGACUGCAGUGGGGUAAAUAUGCAAAUUGUGUGUGAAGGGCUUCAUGUUAAAUGUAAGACACAGUAUUCACGGUUGAUGACUUUAAUGAUCUGGCUGUUUUUAUGUCUUUAGAGAUUAGCUUCUUUUCAACUUUUCCUUGAUUUUAGUUUGCCCUUGGUUGUUAUAAGUAAGAAGCAAAUGUUACUCAUUACAAGACAUCUACAUGCAUAAAGAAAUGUGUAUAUUAUAUAUAUAGGUAUAUAUAUUGUAUAUCCUUUUUUGUAAAAGCUGUUUUGAGCUCAAAUGUAUGGAUGCAAUGCAUCAUGGGUUAUUGAUCAACAUGUUCAUGAUUUGUACCCAGAGAGAUCUGAUUGCGGGAAAUAAAAUACAAAUUCCUUGUC